AAUUUCUUAGCUAACCUCUCUUCCUUCCAUCUUUUUCGUUGUUCUUUAUGUAAACGAUUGGUUUCUUUCCAAGUUUUUGGCGUAGGAAUUGCUGGCGACAUAAUUUUGUACUUUUUCAAAUAUCAAAAAACAUAAUUAUUCACAAUAUCUUCUGAAAAACGUUCACGAACUAUUAAAAUGAAUUUCAAAUGAACUACAUUUACAACGUUACGUUUUAUGUGAUAGCGAGUUUGUAUUUUUUCACUGUGUGAAAUAUUUUUUAAAAAUUUUUACCAAAUUUUUACAAAUAUUAAAUUAUGACCACAGAAGAAGGUUUUGAACAGUUUGAAGAUGAGGAGGCCGAAAUUCCAAUUGGUGGAACUUUACCUGGUGGUAGAAAACGAUUGUUUUCGAAAGAACUACGCUGUAUGAUGUAUGGUUUUGGUGAUGAUCAAAAUCCUUAUACAGAAAGUGUAGAUUUAUUAGAAGAUCUUGUUAUUGAAUUUAUUACUGAAAUGACACAUAGAGCUAUGGAAAUUGGUCGUACUGGUCGUGUUCAAGUAGAGGAUAUUGUAUUUUUAGUUAGAAAAGAUCCAAGGAAAUAUGCAAGAGUUAAAGAUCUUCUAACAAUGAAUGAAGAAUUAAAGAAAGCUAGAAAAGCAUUCGAUGAAGUUAAAUAUGCAGAAUAACAUGAGAGACUCCUACACCGUGGUAUGAAGAACCACACAGCCCCAAAGGUAUUUUAUGCGCGGAGAUAUAAUCGUGGAUACGAGUUAACCGUUGUGCGUGACCAAUUACAUAUUGUGGAAUACAGUCUUUCAGAAUGGAAACAUUACAUAUCUUGGGAUCUUCGUUAAUGCAUAAAAGUUUAUUUACAUAUUUAAUUGCAAUCAUUUUUAAAUGUUCUUCAGAUGAACAUUUACCAAAGUAUUUUUCAAACCAUGCCCCACCCAUCAUUACUGUCAGUACCUGGAUUAAAAAAAGAUGUACAUAUUCAACAAGUAUUUCUAGUCCAUUACAUAUUUGUAAAAAUUUGUUUAAAUUUUAAGAUCAUUUUGUAUUAU
Molecule: messenger RNA, 1043 nt
Organism: Apis dorsata (giant honeybee)
Lineage: Eukaryota; Metazoa; Arthropoda; Insecta; Hymenoptera; Apidae
Gene: Taf13
Product: transcription initiation factor TFIID subunit 13
Exons: 4
Coding region: 297-668 (123 amino acids)
Biological process (GO): transcription by RNA polymerase II
Cellular component (GO): transcription factor TFIID complex
Molecular function (GO): protein heterodimerization activity
Source: RefSeq, a predicted model, not a curated record